This is a messenger RNA of Microdochium trichocladiopsis, 1656 nucleotides long. Its product is annotated as glycoside hydrolase superfamily. The record is from RefSeq and is a predicted model, not a curated record. NCBI's taxonomy places the organism in Eukaryota, Fungi, Ascomycota, Sordariomycetes, Xylariales, Microdochiaceae. The transcript has 3 exons. Bases 36 to 1436 code for a protein of 466 amino acids.
CCGCAUCCACAGCCACGGCUGCUAUCCUGGCAGCAAUGGCAGCCGCAAUGCCCACCUCCUCUGCCCCUGUGGGCCACACAGACCGCCAGACUGUCGCCCCAGCUAUUGUCAACCUCACCACGCUCACAGGCCGCGCAACCUGUCUCGCAUCAGGUUUUAUUUACGGCUGGCCGGACAACGGCACCUCUGCUUCCACCGCGAUCCCUUCCUCGCUCGUUACCGGCAUCCACUUCCGCGCCAACCGUGCCGGCGGGGCUCAGCUCCCUGCGCCCGCCCUCGGCUGGGCCGCAGGCGGCUACGACGGAUACAUUGGCCGUUUCGAUUCGGCGCUGUCCAACUAUCGCACCACGAGGCUGUACGGCGGGACGUUCAUACUGCUUCCGCAUGAUCUGUGGGGUGCAGACGGGAAGCAGGAUGGAUCGUCGAUCUUCCCCGGUGACAAUGGCGAUUGGACCGAGAUGGAGGCAUUCUGGACGCAGGUGGUCAAGGACCUGAAGGAGAAUGAUAUGCUGGAGGAGCUGGUGAUUGAUGUGUGGAACGAGCCCGACAUCGACAGCUUUUGGGAUCGGAGCUGGGAGCAGUAUCUAGAGUACUGGACGAGGGCGGUGCGUUUGCUCAGAGCCGAACUCCCUGGGACGCUUCUCAGCGGCCCCUCGACUUCUGCUUCCCCCCGGAUCCCAACGUCAACUCAAUGGUCCUCAUACCUGGCACUGCUUGCGGGUGCCGGCAACGACACCAUCCCGGACAUCUACGCAUGGCACCAGCUCAGCGACCUCGACACGGAGCCCGACGUCACCAUCCCGACGUUCCACUCGCUGCUGGAGCAGUACGGCCUGCCGCCCUCACAGCACAACAUCGACAUCAACGAGUAUGCCUGGCCCACGGAGCAGAACCCCGGCGCAUCUGCGUGGUACAUGGGCCAGCUGGAACGAAACGAAGCACGAGGACUGAGAGCGCAUUGGGGUACCGCUUCGGGUCUUCACGACAGUAUGGCAAACAUGAUUUAUCCUCUUCCAGUGGAGGAGGAGGGCCAAGGGAUCGACGGGAGUAAUUAUAAGAAGAAUGGCGAGUGGUACGUUUAUGACUACUACAAGGCGAUGUCGGACGGCCCCGAUACGCAACGGGUCAGCACUACUGCAUCGGGGGAUCGCAAAUUCGACCUGUUUGCGACAUCUGACGGCGCUGUUGUAAAGUUGUUGGCCGGGACAAGAUCCGUGGAUGGCGAUUACGUAAUCCAGGUAAAUGGGCUGCCGGCCACAGCGGGCAGCGAGGUCUCCGUGCGUGCGAUCAGGUUCGAUUGGGCUGGGCCUGUAGCGGAUACUGGUCCAUCAGUUGACUUGGGAAUAACGACUUAUCAGGUCGAGGGGGGCUCGCUCACUAUUCCUGUCCCUGCAAAGAGUUCGAUUGCGUAUGCUUUCGAAAUUGAGCUGGCAUAGCCAGCUCAGUCUCAGGAGCACGGAAGCUGCUGGUUGGUGGGGGGUCUGGCGUGCGUGAAUGGCGCCUACUAAACAGGUGAAGGUCGAUGAGCUACGGGCUCGUGACUGACGAGACAGAAGCAAGGUGCAUCCUCAAUGUAAAUAAUCCGCUGACAUUUGCUGUCAUGACUGAAUAAACGUUGUAUCACCCCAAACAAGCUGCGGGAGGUGCUCACUUUAA